UCAUAGUUUCCACGAUCCUAUUGAUUCUUAUAUAUAUCAGUGCCUUCCUUCAACAGCAUCCGCUUGCUACCUCGUGCUUUGUCAGUGAAACUCCAAGUACCGAAGCAUCUUGACCAUGGGCUCUUACGAACCUGCCGGGGUGCCUAUCCUCGACAUUCGAAGCGACAAGUCAGAUCAGUCACUAUUAGGGACUCUUCGUCAGUCUCUGAAUCCCACUAAGGGCGGACCGCGCACCUUCCCGACUUUGUUGCUUUAUGAUGAGCAAGGCUUGAAGCUGUUUGAAGACAUUACAUAUUUGGAUCAAUACUACUUGACCAAUGCUGAAAUCGAGACUCUCAACACUCACGCCAAUGCCAUCGCCGCACGCCUCCCCGAGCAUGCUCGUCUUGUGGAACUUGGAAGCGGGAAUCUCCGCAAGAUCGACAUUCUCUUAAAGGCCUUCGAAAAGGCCAAGAAGCCGGUCGAAUACUACGCCUUGGACCUUUCUCUGCCAGAGUUAAAGCGAACGUUCUCUGAAAUUGACACGAACACAUAUCAAUAUGUGACAUUCCACGCAUUGCACGGCACAUAUGAUGACGCCCUUUCCUGGCUGCCACGGUCCCGUAACCACGGCCAGACCACCUGUGUCAUGACCAUGGGUUCUUCCCUGGGCAAUUUUAGCAGAGAAGGCGCCGCUGAGUUUCUGGCGAACUUCAAAAAUGUCCUCGCCAACCCAGAUUCCCUGCUGGUUGGACUUGAUGGAUGUCAGAAUGCCGAAAAGGUGUUCCAUGCCUACAACGACGAUCCAGGUACCACCGAGAAGUUUUACCGGAAUGGGCUGUCACAUGCCAACGACAUCAUUGGCUACGAAGCAUUUAGGCAGGAUGAGUGGGGGAUCGAAGGGCUGUACGUCGAGGAACAGAACAAACAUCAAGCCUCAUACGUCGCUUUGAAAGACAUCAAGACUCCUGACUUUACUUUCGAAAAGGGAGAGAAGAUCCAUCUGGAGGACGCAUUCAAAUAUUCCGUUGCAGAAACUGAUCAGCUUUGGCACGCUGCAGGCCUCAUCCCACAAAUGGCUUACGCUAACAAGAGCAACGAUUAUUUCCUUCAUCUCCUUUCUCCCGCCAACAUCAACUUCCCGACCCGGCCAGAGGAGUUUGCGGCGAGGCCUGUGCCGUCCCUAAACGAUUGGCAACAACUCUGGGCUGCCUGGGAUGUCGUCACCAAAUCCAUGGUCCCCAGAGACGAAUUAUUGAACAAGCCCAUCCAAUUGCGGAACGACUUGAUCUUCUAUCUCGGUCAUAUACCAACAUUCGCGGACAUCCAUGUCACUAAGGCUAUUGGUGGAAAGCCAACAGAUCCGGCUUCCUACUGGUCCAUCUUUGAGCGAGGAAUCGAUCCAGAUGUGGACAAUCCCGAGGUCUGCCACGAUCACAGCGAAAUUCCAGACAGUUGGCCACCAUUGGAAGAUAUCCUGAACUAUCAGCACCGUGUCCGCGCCAGGAUUUCCCAAAAGAUCAAUUCCGGCGAAGCGUUCACAGACCGCGGACUCGGCAGACGACUAUGGCUCGCUUACGAACAUGAAGCCAUGCACCUGGAGACUUUCCUGUACAUGCUUCUCCAGAGCGAGCGGGUUCUCCCACCACCAGGGCGAGAAGUGCCAGACUUCAAAGCCCUAGCAGCCGAAGCCCAGUCCAAGCGUACGGAGAACAAAUGGCACGCCAUUCCCGCUGGUAAAGUCAACAUCGGCCUUGACGACCCAGAAAACAACGACGGUCCUGACAGGUACUUUGGCUGGGACAAUGAACGACCAUCUCGCAUCGUCGCGGUCAAGGAGUUCGAAGCACAAAGUCGACCCAUCAGCAACGGCGAAUAUGCUCGCUUCUUGGAAGUCACCCAUCAGACUUCCUUCCCUGCGUCGUGGACUACCACUACCACCAGCGCGACGAAGACCGGUGCCCAUUCGAACGGCACAAACGGCCACUCGAGCGGUUCUGGAGCCGUAGCCAGCCCAGCUUGGAUCGAAGGCAAGGCCGUUCGAACAGUCUACGGCUUAAUUCCGCUCAAAUACGCGCUCGACUGGCCCGUUAUGGCAUCCUACAACGAACUCGCUUCCUACGCAGAGUGGUCUAACGGGCGUAUUCCGACGCUGGAAGAAGCACGCAGUCUGUACAAAUAUGUCCAAGACCAACAAGCAACGACCAUGGAGAAAGUCCCCAGCGGAUUGAUCUCCGCAGUCAACGGACAUCUGUCGAACGAAGGCGUAACAGAGACACCGCCAUCCAACGGUUCCUCUAACGCCGCUGUUGCUGCCACCAGCAGUAGCAGUAGCGACGACAGUAGAUUAGACCCAGACCCGCGCUCUCUUUUCAUCGACAUGCAGGAUGCCAACAUCGCCUUCCGCAAUUGGCACCCAACCCCCGUCACCGACAGCGCCCGUCUCCGCGGCCAAGCCGACGUUGGUGGGUUGUGGGAGUGGACUAGCACUUCUCUGGCUGCGCACGAAGGAUUCCAAGCGAUGGACUUGUACCCGGGGUAUACUGCCGAUUUCUUCGAUGACAAGCACAAUAUCUGUCUCGGCGGUAGUUGGGCGACUGUGCCGAGAAUCGCGCUCAGAAAGACCUUUGUGAACUGGUACCAGAGGAAUUAUCCUUAUGUGUGGUGCACAGCUCGGCUGGUUCGUGAUGAGUCUGUCGCGAACUAGGGCCAGCCAGCGGACCGGGACUCGCAAUGUGCGGGUGUGCGGGAAGAUGAAACGGCCAGAGAGCAAAUCAGCCUACACGCCGUACAGUACAGCCACAUUGGACGGAAGCGAAGCCGGACUUGCCUUGGAAUUGUUGAUGGAAGUUGAGUUUGACUUCCACGAGUAAUGAAACAUGACAUGUACACGCUCAUUAUAUACACGCAAUGCAUAUCUGGUAUUUUCAAA
Molecule: messenger RNA, 2911 nt
Organism: Exophiala viscosa
Lineage: Eukaryota; Fungi; Ascomycota; Eurotiomycetes; Chaetothyriales; Herpotrichiellaceae
Product: C-type lectin protein
Exons: 6
Coding region: 116-2686 (856 amino acids)
Source: RefSeq, a predicted model, not a curated record